Molecule: messenger RNA, 1112 nt
Organism: Amoebophrya sp. A25
Lineage: Eukaryota; Dinophyceae; Syndiniales; Amoebophryaceae
Source: the annotation of a GenBank genome assembly
GGAAUAGUUGGAAAAAAUGGACCGUCGCCGCGUGUAUGACUUCAUCGAUGAAAGCACUGCCUGCAAAGCAGCAGCUGAAGCACCACCGAUCAUUCGUGGUGGAAUUUUGGUGGAUGUUGUCUCGACUACGACCAGCUGUGAAGCAGGAUCGGCUGAUCUUUGUGGUCGUGCUACUCCAUCUGCUUCAGCUCCGGUUCUAGGAGUGUCUCCGGAGGAUCGAGCGAGAGCUUUGCAGGCUAGCGUGGAAUGGUUGCGGAAGGUAGGACAGACAUGGAGCUUCCCGAACAGGCAGGAGAAUGCUCCCACUGCUUCUUGUUCUUCAUCUGAAGGCGGACAAGCACAAGAAAAUCCUGAGGGGCAGUACGACGGAGACGGACGAGACAACAGCAAGAGCCAAGCUAAAAACCCCGAAGACUGCGAAGACAACCGUCAUCAAGUACAAGAUGAGCCUGUUCGUAUCUACGCAUCUCUGAGGCCACCGUGGCCUGAUUCCGAGCUACCACGUGCAGGCCGUGUAAACCCCGACAAUGGUUUCAAACCAGAAUUUGAGUGCUUGUCAGUGUCACGUGCAUCUUUUUCGUCAGAAUCUACGAAUACGAAUUCUAAUGUUGCCACUGGACUACGAGCAAGACCGAGAACAACUACUCCUACAACACUAAGAUUACAUUCAGAAUCUACAGGUCUCGGAGGUCGCAGCUUGGUCACUCCAGAACAUGUCGGUAAUCCUGCUCUGUGUGCAAAAUCAGGAUUGCGCACAGUGGAAGAGGCAGAAUUUUCACAAGCUUUUCUGGGAGAUGAACAUAAUGACUUGGUUUAAGGCUACCACUAGUCUAAAACAUCGUCAGUACAACGAACUAUUCUAUCCCUGGCGCUUUUUCUGCUUCUUGAUAGAGAAGCCAAGGAUGCUCUCAGGUAUGCAAGCGCGGCGCCUCUAAUUGGUUAGAAAAGUUUUGCAGGAUGUAAAGCUGACACAACACGCAGUCGUCAUCCUUCACGGACAAACAGGGAGUGGGAAAACGUAUACAGCGACAAGGCUACAGCGUGCUUUUGUUGAGGGUGUGGCGUGGUCUAAAGCUCGCGUUGCUUUGAGCUACAUCCAACUCGGGCAUAAG